Plenodomus lingam JN3 is the source of this 261-nucleotide messenger RNA. The record is from RefSeq and is a predicted model, not a curated record. Lineage: Eukaryota; Fungi; Ascomycota; Dothideomycetes; Pleosporales; Leptosphaeriaceae.
AUGGCGGUCCCGAAUUCGUACUUUGUCCCAGGCUAUGGCAUCUCGAGGGCAGUGAUCCAGAAUGAGAUCCGCUAUCACUGCGGACCUGACGCCAUAGUGCGACCGUACACUUUUCAGGCAAGUGUGCAUGUCAAUGGCAAGAGGGAGCUGUCGAGGCUGACAAUCUGGAUAGGGUCGAGAUGGGUUUCUGAUUACGACCAUUGGUCCUCCCUUGACCAAGGCACAAAUCGACGACCUGAAGCUCUCGUCGCGCGAGUAUGA